Messenger RNA from Microplitis demolitor, 2823 nucleotides. Its product is annotated as golgin subfamily A member 1. Bases 447 to 2606 code for a protein of 719 amino acids. The transcript is spliced from 8 exons. The record is from RefSeq and is a predicted model, not a curated record. Gene Ontology annotation, cellular component: Golgi apparatus. NCBI's taxonomy places the organism in Eukaryota, Metazoa, Arthropoda, Insecta, Hymenoptera, Braconidae.
GUGGUAAUGUGGACACUAUUUGUAUGUUUUUGUGUUAAUUUAAUAACAAAUAUUGAGUUAAAAAAUUAAUUUAAAAAAUCUCCUAUUUUCGCGGGCUUAUUUUAAAAUAAAAUUUAACGUUACGUCAUUUAAUGGCAGCCGUGUGCUAGUUGCCAGUGUCAGUGUCUGGAUCAGUGAUAUAUAUUUAUGUGUAAUAAUGAAUUCUAGCUCGAGUGUGAUGACAAUUAACACGUAGUCUAAGUAAAUAAUAAAAUACAAGACAUAUGUGAGCUCGGGAGUUAUUACAAUUAUUCGACGAUGCUGAUUAUUUAUUUAUUUUUCGGCUUGAGGAUUUUUAGUGACAAGUGUCUUACGGUGUGACGUUGACAGGUGGGAUCUGUCAUCAAAAAAUUAAAUAAUAAUAAUAAUAGUUAUUAUUAAUUGAAGGAUAAUUGAUAGCUGGUAAAAUGUUUGCCAGUUUGAAAAAUAAAAUAGGAAAAGAAAUAGGCAAUGAUGUUACUGCUGUUGUCAGGCAUGCUGGAUCUGUAAGGGGAAUUAAUUCAAGACAUGUAUCACAGACCGGGUCAUCAAGCAGCGUAAGCGGGUCGCAAUUGUCGUUGGACGAAUCUCAGGACAGCAACGUGGUGUCAUCACCGGCAAUAAAUCUAAAACGUGAAAACAGUUUCGAGUUUAAGUUAAAUGAUGGAACAGAGCUGUCGGCUAAGGACAUCAAAAGACUGGAGAUCAGAGAGGACGAGUGGCGAAAGAGGCUGGCGAAAAAAGAGCUUGAGUACCAGAAGAAACUUGACAAGAAGGACGAGGAGUGGAAGAUAAAGAUGUUUGAGAGAGAGAAGGAGUGGAAGAAGGCCGUGGAGAAGCUCGAGAAGGACAAGCAGAAGCUGGAUGACGGGAGACUUAAGGCGGAGAGCGCAAAGCUGCUGUUGGAAGCCGCGCUCAGGGACGCGGAAGAGUAUAAAAAAAAGUUGUACAGCUUUCAAGAGGACGCGGAGCAGUUGGAGGGGUUCCAGACUCAAGAGAUGGCUAAAAUUAAACACUUGCUGCUGGCCAAGGAGCAAGAGGUUGAAGAAAAAUCACACAAUUUGAAAUCUGCGCUGGCGGAGAUUGAUAGUCUCAAGACGGAGUUGACGAGACUGAGACGUUACGAACAAGAAUUAAAUGACAUACAGGACAAAAUGGAGUCUCUCCGUCACAGCACGCAGCGGGAAAAGUCGCAACUGACCGGUGAUCUGGAGCACACUAAGGAAGAAGUCCGUCAUCUAUUGACAAAAGUAUCAGUACUCGAACAGCGAUUGGCAUUGGAGUCAAACGAUCAGUUGACAGUCGAUGACAGAAUAGCCGAUUUGAUGCGCGAGCGUACCCUGCUAGAACGUAAACUAGAGGAAACGCAUUUGCAUUUGUCGGAUAUUAAAACCAGUUGGUCGAGUACGAUAUCAAACCUCGAGACCCAAGUAGGUCGACUUAGCAGGCAGGCUGGGGAAGAGGGUCUUGAGAGACGACGUGUCGAGGAGGAGAACGAUAAAUUGAAGCACCGGGUCAAGCAACUCGAGGAGGAAAUUGAGGUGAACAAUGUUGUCAUGGCAACUAAAGACGCUAAAUUAUUACGCAUGGCUGAAAGCAUCGACGAGAUGGCCACGGAACUUAAAGAACUCCGGGCCAGCGUUGAUGACGAGGUCGAAGAGUUUAAGCGACAAAUUAAAUCAUCUUCCGAAGAAAUCGAGAGCCUGAGGACUGAACUAGAAGAAGCAGGAAAAAAAUUGACGGCAUCGGUAACUGAACUGACGUCACUGAAACUGACGUACGAAGCGGAAAAGGAAAAUAACUCGACGCUGCACACGCAGUUGGCUCGUCUGAGAGAAAAUUUGGAGGUAGAGAGAACCAGCAGCGCGACGCUGAGAGUAAACUUGGAGAAAGAACAGAAUGAAAAGGAUUCAGCGCUGCUGAGAAACGCCCAAAUGUCACAGAACUUUGAAAUCGCAAAGCAGGAGCAGAGGACGCAGGAAAUUGAGAACAUUGAGCUGCAGACUAGGAUUGAGUCUUUGGAGGAAUCACUCAGGCAGGCGAACUCGCAGAAGGAGGUCGCGAUAAAAGAUUCGGAGGAAAUGAAGACGAGAGUCAUGCAGUUGGAGGCCAUGGAGCUGGAUCGCGAGCUCAGUAAAGAAAAAGAGAACAGUUUAAAAGUCAAUUUGGCGGGAUUGGAAGAUCAAUUGAAUGAUAAAAACAAAACAAUAAAAGUACUGCAGCAAAGGUUAGCAGACAUGAAAAAAACACUUCAGCGAGAAUUACGAGUUCCGUCAUCAUCAUUUGACAAUGAUGUUGACUCGGCAGCUAUUCUCACUCCAAGUUCAUCAAAGACAGUCACUGCCAAGCAUUCAAAUUCUCAAGAAGACGAUGUUAAUUUCAAAUAUCUCAAACAUGUACUGAUUAAAUUUUUAACCAGUAGAGAAUAUGAGGCAUUACACUUAACGAGGGCCGUCGCGACAUUACUUCACUUUUCACCGGAGGAAGAAAGACUUCUUCAGGAAACACUCGAAUGGAAAAUGUCUUGGUUUGGGACCCGGCCGAAUUUGGGGUUUGGACAGACCGCGAAAGCCAUUCCCCCUAGCUGAUAAUAAAUAUAUAUUUUUAUUUAUUGAUUAUUAUAUUGUUUUAUUCUCGGCUUUUAAUCUAUCCAUCAUCACAUUCCAAUUUUAUAAUGGCUAUUUAUAUUUAUAGAUAAAUAAUUGUACAAUUAAAAAUAAACUACGAGUUUUAGUUUUAGUUUACUGUAAAAUGAAAUUAAUAUAUUGUAAAUUUUUGUUAUUAAAAUUAAUUAUUGCCAAUUCA